GCAAAGCUUUCUCUCUCCUCUCACACACAACACACACAUCCAUCGAUCCUCGACCUUAUAUUCGAGUGGGAGAUUAGGGUUUAAGGGCGAGGUAAGCGGCGGCAAAUCGAGAAAUGCGAGCGGCAAAUCGAGUGUGAUGAUGCAUUGGAGGAUUUAGUCGCAUCGUGGUCGUAUUCUCGCCUGGCUUGAGCUGUUGAGAGGGAGGCAAGAUCAAAGGAUGUGGAUUGAUCGCUACAACUUGGAUUCGGCGUCUUUCCAGGAGAGCUUUCAUGUUCUACACAAAAUUCCCGUGGGAGACACUCCUUAUGUCAAAGCCAAACACGUCCAACUUGUCGACAAGGAUCCAGAUCGAGCUAUAGCUUUGUUCUGGGCGGCUAUCAAUGCGGGAGAUCGUGUGGACAGCGCCCUCAAGGACAUGGCCAUUGUAAUGAAACAGCAGAACAGGCCCGAGGAGGCGAUUGAGGCGAUCAAGUCUCUGCGUGAUCGUUGCACGGAUCAGGCACAAGAAGCCUUGGAUAAUGUGCUCUUGGAUCUCUACAAGAGGUGUGGACGGCUCGACGACCAAAUAGCACUGUUAAAACGGAAGCUCCACCUUAUCCAUGAAGGUCUCGCUUUUAACGGGAAGCGAACCAAAACAGCUCGAUCACAGGGACGCAAGUUUCAAGUAUCGAUCGAGCAAGAGGCGUCUCGCUUGCUGGGAAACUUGGGAUGGGCUUAUAUGCAGCAAUCGAACUAUAUUGCUGCCGAGGCUGUCUACAGGAAAGCUCUCUCGAUAGAGCCAGACAGCAACAAAGUCUGCAACCUCGGGAUUUGCUUCCAGAAGCAAGGGAAGCUUCACGACGCAAGGGUUACACUCGAGAGCGUGGCUCCCCCGGCCUGGAAUGCAUCUCCCUCGCAACGCAAGACGUACGAGCGAGCCCAGGAGGUGCUGGUCGAGCUGAGAGAGAUGAAGUCCGUACAAAGGAAGAGUGCCAAGGCCACAACUUCCUCCGUGGAACUCAAUGUAGACGAGAGCUCGUGGAACCCCUUAUCGUCUCCGGCUAGAACUUCGCUGAAACACCACCUCCCGGAAAUCCUGGCUGCAACCUCUGGGUUUAGCGACGAUGGAGACGAUAACGAAACCUCCGAAGCUAAGAUCUCGAGAAAGAGGAGUUAUGAGACCGAGAACGAGCAACAUGAAACAAUUUGGAACCCGCCCUCGAGCAGCGAGCAAGAGUCGCGGCUGCCGCUCACUUCCGAUUGGACAAACAAAGCUUACGCCCGGCAGUCACCCGCGAGCAGCUUGGAAAAGCCAAAGAAAGCUUUGGAUCAAUCGGUCACCUGGAAAGAUGUUCUUCUUCAGGACGACAGCGCGGCCGCGGCGAGGCGGUCCCUGGCUAGCAGCUUUGACAGCGCAGACGAUGCUCUCCUGCGAGAUCUGGAGGAGACCACCGCAAGAGAUCGCGAGCUGCAAAGCCUCGAAGAGUGUGAUCAAGGCUGGACGGGGCGGCGAUUGAAAGUUUUCGAGGAGAUGACUCUUCCUGGAUUGCUGCUCUAGGUAGAUGAUAUUUACCAGGUGCUUGUGUAUGUUUGUACAUUAUAUAAUAUUUUGCUUCUUUCUACUCCACCUGAAUGGAUAUCCAUGGCAUCUGGAUGGAUCUUCGUUUGGGUGGAAACA
Messenger RNA from Selaginella moellendorffii, 1657 nucleotides. Its product is annotated as protein SULFUR DEFICIENCY-INDUCED 2. Gene Ontology annotation, molecular function: protein binding. The record is from RefSeq and is a predicted model, not a curated record. The coding region runs from base 218 to 1537 and encodes 439 amino acids. The transcript has 5 exons. NCBI's taxonomy places the organism in Eukaryota, Viridiplantae, Streptophyta, Lycopodiopsida, Selaginellales, Selaginellaceae.